This is a messenger RNA of Strongylocentrotus purpuratus (purple sea urchin), 1245 nucleotides long. RefSeq lists its product as uncharacterized. Gene Ontology annotation, molecular function: nucleic acid binding. Lineage: Eukaryota; Metazoa; Echinodermata; Echinoidea; Camarodonta; Strongylocentrotidae. Gene Ontology annotation, biological process: DNA integration. The transcript has a single exon. The coding region runs from base 1 to 1245 and encodes 414 amino acids. The record is from RefSeq and is a predicted model, not a curated record.
AUGUUACGUGUUAAGGACUAUCUGAGAAGCAAGGUUCAUAAAACGUCAUUUGAUGUAAAGAGGACACUUGACGCAGAAGACUUGAGAAAAGCUGAACGAGCCAUACUGAGACAUGUUCAGCAACAAUGCUUUCCUGAAGAGUUCAAAAUCCUUCAAGAAAAUGCUAAGGAAAGCAAAGGACAGAAAUGCAGAAUAAAGAAAUCUAGUCCUCUCUUAAGACUAGACCCAAGGAUGUUGAAUGAUGGUCUAGUUCAUGUAGGGGGACGCCUUCAGCAUGCAUCAGUGGAAGAGCAGACGAAGCAUCCCAUCAUUCUACCAAAGAAGCAUCAUAUUGUAAAGCUGAUUGUGCGGCAUCUCCAUGAAGCGUUGGGGCAUUCUGGACGAGAAUAUGUCCUGUCGUCACUCAGGUUGCAGUACUGGGUGAUACGAGGUAGAGUGGCAGUGCGAAAGGUGCUGAAGGACUGUGUGGUUUGCAGAAAGCGGUCAGCAGCUCCAAGCUCGCAGAAAAUGGCUGACCUACCAGAAGAUCGAGUGCACUCGGAGAAGCCACCAUUUUCCUAUGUUGGUGUAGACUGUUUCGGUCCCUUUAUGGUAAAACAAGGACGCUCUCAGGUGAAGAGAUACGGGUGCAUCUUUACUUGUUUGGUGGUACGUGCAGUUCAUAUUGAAGUAUUACACUCGUUAGAUACAGAUUCAUUUCUGAACGCUUUGCAGAGAUUUAUGGCACGUAGAGGUCAGCCAGAAGUAAUCAGGAGUGACAAUGGCACCAACUUUGUUGGAGGUAAUCGUGAACUGAGGGAAGGAGUCCAGAAGUGGAACCAGCAGAAAAUCCAGAAUCACUUGUUGCAAAAGGGAAUCGAUUGGAAGUUCAACCCUCCAAGUGCCUCUCAUAUGGGGGGCUCCUGGGAAAGACAGAUCCGGACUAUCAGAAAGGUCCUAAGUGCGCUACUGAAGCAACAGGCUCUCUCUGAUGAGGGCUUAUCUACCUUGAUGUGUCUGGUGGAAGCUGUUAUCAACGGUCGCCCGCUCACCGUGGUUUCUGACGAUGUUAGGGACCCAGAACCUUUGACGCCAAACCAUCUCCUCCUCCUACGUCAGAGCAAUGUAUUCCCUCUGAUGUGUUUGGUAAGAGUGACAUGUACAGUCGACGGAGAUGGCGUCAAAUCCAAUUUCUCGCAGACGUCUUUUGGCGCAGGUGGACUCGUGAGUAUCUGCCUGCCCUCCAACAACGACAGAAGUGGUUAG